GUGACGGUUUUCUCCACAACACCGGAAGUGCUACUGUUAGCGCUCGCGGUGUUUCCCUGCAGCGUCUCUGAUCUGAGCCGAGCGCGUUCACACCUGGUGGGACGGAGGCGAGCCGUUUGGCGACAGACGCAGGCAGCUCCAGAUUUAAUCACUUGAGGAAUGUGGUUUCAUUAGGAGGACAGUCCAAACCUGGAUGUUUGCAUUUAUUUCAACUUCGGCGUAACUUUCACCAAUUUCCAGGUAUGGCUACGGGCGGGUUUAAGUCAAACGCAACCACUGACUUUUUGGAGGAGUGGAAAGCGAAACGGGAGAAAAUGAGGGCUAAAAUGCUGGGGGACAUAGCAGCGGCCACUGGGGUCCCCAUGAGCCCCAGCAGCAGCAGCAGCAGCCGCGCGCCGCCGGGCUCCGAGCCCAGCGCCAACCCAGACCGGAGCGCCUCCGCUGGGAACUGCCGCACCUCCUCCACCACCUCCUCCUCCUCCACCACAGUUGCUCGGUCCCCCUCAAGCGGAGCGCUGAACAGACCGGAGGAAGAAGAAGCGCACCUCCCGGCCGCAGCCCCCACCGCCCAGGGGAGCAACCUGAAGAAGGCCCCGCCUCAGAUGGAGAAGGCUCGGUGCGCUUCUCCGGACUCCAGCUCCAUGAUGGCGUGCAAUGACAGCGACAAGGACAGUCCGUCACCAUCACCCAGCAAAGGGAAGGAGAAGAAAAGCUCUGGUCCCAGUGCAAGGAAGGGCAAAGGACAGAUAGAGAAGAGGAAGUUAAGGGAAAAGAGGAGAUCAACAGGUGUAGUCAGCAUACCGUCCAAUGAGAGCCUAGAUGAGCUGGAUGAUGACGAUGCAGGAGAAAAAGACAGAAGGGAGGAAGAGGAGCUGGUUCAGGCCAACACUUUCCAGAACGAGUCCCUGAUAGUUGACCCAGCUACUGGCUACUUGGUGGAAACCCCAAGAGCUGGAUCUGGACGUUAUAAGAGCUCUGCAAAACAGGAGAUGGAAGAGGAGGCCGGUGAGAGCAGCAGACAGAGAGAAAACCGCCACAGCAGAGAGGGUGGAGGUGGUAGUCUGGAGAAGAGGGUGGAGGAGCUGGAAAGGGAGCUGGCCAUUGUUCUCCAGGAGCAAUCCAGGUUGCUGAAGGCCCUGCAGGACAAAGAGGAUAUAAUUGAGAAGCAGAAGGAAGAAAUCGAAUUGCUGAACCUGGACCUGGAUGAGAUUGAAGAUGAGAAUGAGCAGCUCAAACAGGAGAACAAGACUCUGCUGAAGGUGGUGGGACAGCUGACGAGGUAGAGCUGCUCCAGCGACGCCAACAACUCCCUGACAUCAGAUCCUGCAGUGUGGCCUGUAUCUGUUUCAUUUGGUGUAGAUUACUUUAGCUUGUCAUCAUUUAAGUCAGAUGCUGUUAAUUUGCCCCCUUUUCACCCCCCUGUAAUUACUUUUUGUACCCAUUUUUUAUUAGUACGAAAUGGGGCCAAUUGAUGUUUCAUGGUAACUUCAGUCAAGAAGCUCCUUACCAUCUGGUUUGGCAUCCAAAUUUUAGUCAAUUUUCUACAAUCAUCCUUUUUCUGCUGUUGAAAU
Molecule: messenger RNA, 1571 nt
Organism: Cyprinodon tularosa
Lineage: Eukaryota; Metazoa; Chordata; Actinopteri; Cyprinodontiformes; Cyprinodontidae
Gene: pawr
Product: PRKC, apoptosis, WT1, regulator
Exons: 7
Coding region: 243-1283 (346 amino acids)
Biological process (GO): positive regulation of apoptotic process; apoptotic process
Cellular component (GO): cytoplasm
Source: RefSeq, a predicted model, not a curated record